Molecule: messenger RNA, 2787 nt
Organism: Ziziphus jujuba (common jujube)
Lineage: Eukaryota; Viridiplantae; Streptophyta; Magnoliopsida; Rosales; Rhamnaceae
Product: receptor-like protein EIX2
Exons: 1
Coding region: 1-2787 (928 amino acids)
Molecular function (GO): protein binding
Source: RefSeq, a predicted model, not a curated record
AUGGGUGGUUGUUUUCACGAGCUCUUGCUGAAACUCGUGCUUGUAUCAAUUAUAGCAGGCACAGUUUCAGUUUUGGGUUCAAGUUUUGGUACUAAUUAUUCCAACAAUAUUCGGUGCAUCCAGAAGGAGAGGCAAGCACUCCUCAAGUUCAAACAGGGCCUUGAAGACGAAGGAGGUUCGCUUUCUUCCUGGGGAAGCACUGAAGAUUGUUGCACAUCUUGGAAAGGAGUCCGAUGCAGUAAUUCAAGAGGUCAUGUUGUCAUGCUUGAUCUGCACCCAGAGGAGACUUGCUCUUACGAAUUCUCUUUUGAACCCCAAACCUACAUCUUAAGUGGUAGGAUGAACACUGCACUGUUGGAGUUGAAAUAUAUGAAUUAUUUAGACUUGAGUUUCCUAUAUUUCAAUAACACCAACUUCCUAGAGUUGAUCACUUCCUUCUCUAAUUUGAGAUAUCUAAAUCUCUCUUAUGGUGGUUUGAGUGGAACAAUACCAAACCAGUUUGGAAAUUUGUCGAAUUUAAUUUCACUUGAUCUCAGGGGAAACACCGACUUGGAGGCCAAAAAUCUCGAUUGGCUCUCCCAUCUUCCAUCUCUGAGACACUUGGCCAUGGACGGGGUGAAUCUGAGCAAGGCUGUGGAUUGGCUGCAAGUGGUUAACAUGCUCCCUUCUCUACAGCAUUUGAGUCUAAGAGAAUGUGGGCUUUCCAUUGUGACUCCUCCUCCAACUCUAUUCAAUAUUAAUUCCUCUGCUUCACUUUCAUUCCUUGAUCUCAGUGAUAACCAAAUCACCUCCAUGAUAUUUCCUUCGUUGUUGAGACAUGCCAACAGCCUUGUUUUUCUUGACCUCUCUUUUAAUGAUUUACGCGGUUCAUUUCCACAUCACACUUUGGAGAAAGCAAUAUCACUUGUUCAUCUCGAUCUUUCUUACAAUCACCUAGAAAGGAUCGUACCAAAAUCCUUGGAGAAUUUUCAGAGUCUGCAGGUACUUAAUUUAUCAUCAAAUAAUCUCAGUGGAGAGGUGCUUAUUGAUUUUGCAAAACUCCCAUCCUUGAAGGAGUUGCGUUUGUCCAACAAUCACUUAAAUGGGAAUCUCCCCUUAAGUGUAGGGAAGCUGUCCAAGCUUGAGGUUUUGGAUGUUUCUUCAAAUUCUUUGGAUGGCACCAUCACCCAAGCCCACUUGUUGAAUUGCUCCCUCCUAAAAGAGUUGGAUUUCUCUUACAAUUCAUUCUCAUUGAACUUCAGUUCAGCUUGGGUUCCCACAUUUCAAUUGGACACUUUGAGAUUGAGCUCCUGCAGAAUAUUGGGAUCAGCAUUUCCUCAAUGGCUCCAAACCCAAAAGAAUUUGUCGUACCUUGAUAUCUCUAAUGCAGGUAUUUCAGACAUCAUUCCCGAAUGGUUUUGGGACAUAUCUUACAAGUUGAGAUAUUUGAAUCUAUCUUACAACCAGAUCAAGGGCACGGUGCCAGACUUGUCCUCAAGGUUUGUUGGUUUCCCUGGUAUAGAUUUGAGUCAUAACAAGUUCAGUGGUCCUCUAUCAGCAUUUCCUUCAAAUAUAACAACACUAAAUCUCUCCAAUAAUUCAUUCCAUGGAUCUGUAUCCUUCUUAUGUACAAUGAGUACUGUAACUUUAAAUUACUUGGACCUUUCCAAUAAUUUGCUGUUUGGAAGCCUUCCCGACUGUUGGACAGCAUUAGACAAGUUGGUUGUGCUUAAUAUGGCAAAUAAUAAUUUGUCUGGGACAAUUCCUAAUUCCAUAGGAUUGGCUCAACGAAUUAAUACAUUGCAUUUAGGCAACAACAGUUUUGUUGGGGAACUACCUUAUUCUUUGGGGGAAUGCAAGAGAUUGGAGGUAAUAGAUGUCGGAGAAAACAGAUUAACUGGAAGCAUACCAGCAUGGGUUGGGGAAACAGAAUACUUGAGGAUUCUUGUCCUACGUUCAAACUUGUUCAGUGGAAGCAUACCUCCGGAGCUAUGUCAUCUAACAUCUCUUCAGGUGUUGGAUCUUUCUCAUAACAAAAUUUCAGGAGCUAUACCACAAUGCCUCAAUAACAUCACCUCCAUGGCUGAACAACAUAGCCCAUUUGAUGCAACAAUAGGAUAUUCUUAUGCCUCGACCUACAUAUACUACAAUGCAGACGGAUCUGCUGGAUAUUAUGUUUCUGAAUAUAUCGACAACGUUCUCCUGAUACUAAAGAAAAUGGGGCUAGUUUAUAGUAAAAAUCUUGGACUAGUAAAAGCCAUGGAUCUUUCAAGUAACAACUUAACAGGGUACAUUCCAGUUGAACUAACAAAUCUUACUGGACUUAUCGGUUUGAAUCUGUCCGGAAAUUGGUUGACAGGAACCAUCCCUCAAGAAAUUAGCAAGUUGAAGCAACUGGAUUCUCUCGACUUAUCAAGGAAUCAACUUUCAGGUGGAAUCCCUUCUAGCCUGUCCCAUUUGACCCAUCUAGGUACCUUGGAUUUGUCUGAUAACAAUCUGUCAGGUAGAAUACCAACUGGUACACAACUGCAGGGCUUCAACAAAUCUGCAUUCGAAGAAAAUCCAGAUCUUUGUGGCGUCCCCCUUCCAAAGAAGUGUCCUGGAGAUGAGGAACCUGACAUACCAGAAGUUGCAAAUACUAAUAUUGAACAUUCAUGGUUUUGUUACCAGAGUGCAGGAAUUGGAUUCAUUCUGUCGUUUUCGGGAGUUUGUGGAUUGUUACUGCUGGAUGUAUGUUGGAAUCAUUCUUAUGCUCAGUACAUAGACGAAUUGGGAGCCAGAAUUCAUGUCAGAAUCACUGGUGGGUAA